Molecule: messenger RNA, 3351 nt
Organism: Trametes versicolor FP-101664 SS1
Lineage: Eukaryota; Fungi; Basidiomycota; Agaricomycetes; Polyporales; Polyporaceae
Product: aminophospholipid-transporting P-type ATPase
Exons: 29
Coding region: 1-3351 (1116 amino acids)
Biological process (GO): potassium ion import across plasma membrane; proton transmembrane transport; intracellular potassium ion homeostasis
Cellular component (GO): membrane
Molecular function (GO): ATP binding; ATP hydrolysis activity; P-type sodium:potassium-exchanging transporter activity
Source: RefSeq, a predicted model, not a curated record
AUGAAGCGCGAGAUGACCAAGGAGGAGAAGGAGCUCGCCGAAGCUGGCUACCAAGACCUCGCUGAGCAGAAGGCUGGUGAAAAGGGCGGCAACGCGGGCCUCGACGCGGUCGACCUCCACGAGCACAAGCUCACCCUCACGGCACUCGAGGCCGAGUUAGACACCGCGUUCGACCCCAAGGACCCCACGCAGUCACCGGGCUUGUCUGCGGACGAAGCGAAGGCCAGACUGGCUCGCGACGGACCGAACAUUCUAACGCCACCCAAAAAGAAGUCUGCGCUGCGCAAGUAUUGGGACUGUCUCGCGACGAUGUUCAACAUCCUCCUCAUUAUCGCCGGAAUCUUGGAGUACAUCCUUCUGGGCGUGGACUUCAAAGACAACUUCCCCAAUACGUACCUCGGCGGAAUCCUGAUCGGCGUGGCCUUCCUAAACGCGCUGAUCGAGUUCUACCAGCUGCAGAAAUCGGAGGCGAUCCUCGCGUCGUUCCUGGCCAUGAUCCCGCCCUCGUGCCGCGUCGUGCGCGACGGGGCGCUCACCACUGUCCCGGCUGCGGACCUUGUGAAGGGAGACGUCGUGCUCGUCCGCUCCGGAGACAAGACACCUGCGGAUCUCAUUGUAUUCUCUGCAUCCGACUUGAAGAUUGACAACAGUAGUCUUACCGGAGAGUCUGAGCCUCAAGAGCGUUUCGCGAAACCGGACGGCGUGCAAACGAGACCUGUAGAAGCUGAGAAUCUGCUCUUCAACUCGACCCUUGUUGUCAAUGGAGAGGGGUGGGGAGUGGUUGUACGCACUGGCGACCACACACUGAUCGGCCAAAUUGCGGCGCUCACCGGUAACGAGACGGGAAAGCAGAGUCCUCUUGCGGCGGAGAUCGCACGGUUUGUGAUGUUGGUUUCUGCCAUCGCGAUUGUCUUCGCCAUCGUCUUCUUCGUGGUCGGUAUCACCACCGCCUACAAGGGCAAGGGCGAGCAGACCGUCACGUUCGCUGUCUCUAUCCUCGUCGCGUUUGUGCCUGAGGGAUUGCCUUCCGUCGUCACCUUGCUGCUCUCUAUUGCGGCAAAACGCAUGGCCGCUCAAAACGUGCUCGUCAAGGAUCUCCAAGGUGUUGAGACUCUGGGUAUGUACCGCAAUCAUAAUGCACUGACGCUGCUUGCCACCGACAAGACCGGCACGUUGACCAGGAAUCAAAUGACGGUCACGAACAUCUGGAGUGGACUGAAGAUGUUCUCGGCAUUCCAGUCGAACAAUGACACCGAGGACACCGAGGCGUUUUCCAUCAGCAGCCCGGGAAUGCGGGAGAUGGUCGACAUCGCUGCUCUGAACUCUCAUGUCAAGUUCGACCGGACAGACUUGCCAUUCGACCAGCGCAAGAUUCUCGGAGACGCGACCGAGACGGGUCUCAUCCGCUUUGCCGGCAAGCAUAUUGCGGACUACAACGGGUACCAGAAGCAGCAUCCGCGAGUAUUUGAGAUUCCAUUCAACUCCUCCAACAAGUGGGCGCUGGUUAUUCUUGAGAAGACGCACAAAGAGGGACUCUUGACUGCAUACAUUAAGGGCGCUCCAGAGCGUGUGCUCGCGAAGUGCUCAACCUACCUCAAGGAUGGCGAGGAGGUCCCAAUUACGGACGCGUUCAAGGCGGAGUACGAUGAAGCAUACGACUACAUGGCGUCGCGUGGUCACCGUGUCAUCGCAUGCGCCCAGAAGCUGCUGCCCAGCGACGUGUACGACCCAGACUACGAGUUCUCCAAGACGGACACGCGGUAUCCGACCUCCGAGUACUGCUUCUGCGGCCUCGUCUCGCUCGAGGAUCCGCCGAAGCACGGUGUGCGCGAGGCAAUUGGCACGCUGCGCCUCGCGGGCAUCAAGGUCAUGAUGGUUACGGGCGACCACCCGAAAACGGCGGAGGCAAUUGCGCGCAAGAUCAACCUGAUCCUCGGGGAGACGAAAGAGACGUUGAGCAAGAAGACGGGCCGGCCGGUAGACGAGAUCUACGAGGACGAAGUCGAUGCUGUCGUAAUUCAUGGAGACGACAUCGAUGGUCUGCAGGGAUGGCAGUGGGAUCAAAUCUUCGCCAAGAAUGAGAUUGUAUUCGCACGUACAUCGCCACAGCACAAGCUGGAGAUUGUCAAGCGGGCUCAAGCUCUCGGACAUAUCGUCGGCGUCACUGGGGACGGUGUCAACGACUCACCUGCGCUUAAGAAGGCUGACUUGGGAAUUGCCAUGAACAUCUCUGGUUCCGACGUGUCUAAAGAAGCCGCGAACAUGAUUCUACUAGACGACAACUUCGCCUCGACAGUCAAGGGUGUUGCCGAAGGCCGUCAAAUCUUCGUCAACUUGAAGCGCUCUAUCCAAUAUACCAUCUCGCAUAGUACUCCUGAGGUCAUCCCGCAGCUUCUAUAUGUCGUCGUCCCAAUCCCUCUCCCCUUGUCUGCUAUCCUAAUUCUCGUCAUCGAUCUCGGCUUCGAGCUGUUCGUCGCGCUGUCCUUUGCGUGGGAUAAACCAGAAACCGAGGAUGGACUUAUGCGCAUGGCUCCCCGGAGACCAGUCAACGACCAUUCUAUCACCGCUUUGAAGAAGCGUGCCCUACGCCGCACGAAGACUCUCCGCCGCGACCCCGAGACCAACGAGAUCGUACGCCCGAGCCGCUUCUCGCGGUUUAUGAUGCGGGUGAAAGCGCCGUUCGCGCGUCACUUCUGGGAGGAUGCUCUGGAGAGGUCCGAUGAUGAGACUCUAGUCGACGCUAAGCUGCUUAGCUACGCAUAUCUGGAGGCGGGCGUCAUUGAGAUGGUUGGCGCUUUGACGGCGUACUUUGUGGUGUUCUUCAAGAACGGCUUCACCCCAGGAGACCUCCGGCGCGCACAAACCGCCCUCAGCGCUUCUCCAUCUAUCUCCUACUUCACCAAAUCUUCCCCGGACUUUGUUAACAGUCGAGGUCGCGUCCUCUCCGCAUCUGAGCAGGUCGAUGCUCUUGCGCAAGCUCAGUCGAUAGUCUACCUCUCCAUCUUCAUCAUCCAGUGCUUCAACGUGUUCGCCGUCAAAGCGAAGUUCCGCUUCCCCUUCGGCCGCUCCAUCGUCGGCAACUACUACAACUUCGCGGGCAUCGUCGCGGGCGCGUGCCUCGGCAUGUUCGUCAUCUACACGCCGCCGCUGCACGUCGUCUUCGGCGGCUCCGUGCACCUCUCGCCGCUCUACUGGCUCAUCCCCGUCGCGUUUGGCGUGCUCCUGCUCGUGUGGGCGAGCGUGCGCGUGCUGCUGCUGCGCAAGAGCGUCGAGCAGGGCCGCGUGAAGGACAUCAAGGGACUCAUGAUGUUCCCGACGAUGAGGACGAUGAGUAUGCGCUCGCGGCAUUAA